Neoarius graeffei (lesser salmon catfish) is the source of this 2493-nucleotide messenger RNA. Its product is annotated as zinc finger protein OZF-like. The coding region runs from base 752 to 2254 and encodes 500 amino acids. The record is from RefSeq and is a predicted model, not a curated record. Gene Ontology annotation, cellular component: nucleus. NCBI's taxonomy places the organism in Eukaryota, Metazoa, Chordata, Actinopteri, Siluriformes, Ariidae. Gene Ontology annotation, molecular function: DNA-binding transcription factor activity, RNA polymerase II-specific; protein binding; histone methyltransferase activity. The transcript has 4 exons. Gene Ontology annotation, biological process: regulation of transcription by RNA polymerase II.
ACUCACAUUCACACCUACAGUCAAUUUAGAGUCACCAGUUAACCUAACUUGCAUGUCUUUGGACUGUGGGGGAAACCAGAGCACCCGGAGGAAACCCACGCGGACACAGGGAGAACAUGCAAACUCCGCACAGAAAGGCCCUCGCCGGCCACGGGGCUCGAACCCGGACCUUCUUGCUGUGAGGCGACAGCGCUAACCACUACACCACCGUGCCGCCGCGAUUGAAUUUCAUUUGUGAAAAUUUUACCACAGUUUAGACCCUUGAUUAAAUAACUUGUACUUUGACAAUUUCAUGAGGAUGUACAUUCUUCUGAAAUUAACUCCUCUCACAAUUUGUGGAGGAAUUUCACUAAACUUGGCAAAAGGCUUUGUUACGGUAUAUGACAGUUAUAUGCAUAUUGAAAUUUUGUUUAAUUUGGGCAAAUUUUACCAGAGUUAUGUCCUUGAUUAUUAACAAACUUGUACUUUCACAAUUUCAUGAAGGUGUGCUUGCACUUAUCCUUCGCGCGCCUUGUGCUUUACCACCUUAAAGCCACCCAGUCCUGGACCCCAUGCAGUUCACAUACAGACCCAACAGAUCUGCAGAUGAUGCUGUCAACAUGGCUCUCCAUUUCAUCCUCCAGCACCUGGACUCCCCAGGAACCUAUUCUAGAAUCCUGUUUGUGGAUUUCAUUUCCACUUUCAACAUGAUCAUCCUGGAUCUUCUGCAGGACAAGCUCUCCCAGCUGAGUGUGCCUGACUCCACCUGCAGAUGUACAGGAGCAUGCAGUGUGGAGAAUACAUCGAUGCCAAAAGAGAGAUGCAUGUGAAUUGGAUGAGGUAUGUGAAUUGUGCCCGUAAUCCUGAAGAACGGAAUCUUGUGGCAUUUCGGUAUCAAGGGGGAAUUCUGUAUCGUUGCUGUCGACCCAUUAACCCAGGACAGGAGCUCUUGGUGUGGUAUGAAGAGGAGUACGCCAAACAACUGUGUCCUGCACCUACAGGAACAACCAAACAGCAAGGAAUAAAGAAUGCUCUGCUGCAAGUCUUUUCCUGCUCCACCUGUUCCCUUUCCUAUGCAUCUCAAAUUUACCUCGAUAAACACAUCCAGAGAUGCCACUAUGAAGAGUAUGUGAGACUUCAGGAAUCAAGAGAGAGUAAAUAUGAAUUUCAAAUCCCCUGCAAAUGCUCCAGUAGUCAUCCAACAUCAACGGAGUCUCUCAGUUCUGACAUUUCUCACAAUGAUGUACAGAAGGAAAUUCACCACUGCUCAGACUGUGGAAAGAGUUUUGGUCAUCAGAAUGCACUCAAGCCAAACCAGUGCAGUCACAAAGGAGAAAAUCCACAUUACUGCUCACAGUGUGGAAGGAGUUUCACUGAACAUAGUGCUCUCCAACGACACCAGCGCAUUCAUGCAGCAGAGAAGCCGUAUCACUGCUCACAGUGUGGGAGGAGUUUUACUUGUGAGAGUCGUCUCCAAACACACCAGCGCAUUCACACAGGACAGAAGCCCUAUCACUGUUCUCAAUGUGAGAAAAGUUUUACUGAUAAGAGUAAUCUCAAAAAACACCAGCGCAGUCACACAGGAGAGAAGCCGUAUCACUGCUCACAGUGUGGCAAGAGUUUUACUCGGCAGAGUACUCUCCAAACACACCAGCGCAUUCACAGAGGAGAGAAGCCCUUUCACUGCUCACAGUGUGGGAGGAGUUUUACUCGUCAGAGUCAUCUCCAAACACACCGGCGUAUUCACACAGGAGAGAAGCCCUAUCACUGUUCUCAGUGUGAGAAAAGUUUUACUGAUCGGAGCAAUCUCCAAAAACACCAGUGCAUUCAUACAGGAGAGAAGCCAUAUCACUGCUCACAGUGUGGCAAGAGUUUUACUCAGCGCAGUACUCUCCAAACACACCAACGCAUUCACACAGGAGAGAAGCCGUAUCGCUGCUCACAGUGUGGCAAGAGUUUUCCCCGUCGGAGUGCUCUCCAAAUACACCAGCACAUUCAUACAGGGGAGAAGCCGUAUCACUGCUCACAGUGUGGGAAGAGUUUUACUCAACAGAGUGCUCUCCCAAAACACCAGCGCAUUCACACAGGAGAGAAGCCAUUUCAAUGCUCACAGUGUAGGAAAAGCUUUAUUGAUCAGAGUAAUCUCCAACGACACCAGCGCAUUCACACAGGAGAGAAGCCAUUUCAGUGCUCACACUGUCGGAAAAGCUUUAUUGAUCAGAGUAAUCUCCAACGACACCAGCGCAUUCACACAAGAGAGAAGCUCCAUCACUGAUCACAGUGUGGGAAGACGUUUACUCAUUCAGUUAGAUUUAAGACCUACAGGUGCACUAACGCGGAGACCUUGCAUGAUUAAAGUUAUCAAAUUUAAAUAUGGCUAUUACUACAGUUUUGGCUGAAAAUGACCUGUACUUUGAACUUUAUUGUUCAUGUUAUAUGACUGUGUUUUAAAAUGUAACCUCAGUGAUGUUUAAAACAAGACUAUUAAUGUUUUCUUUUGAUCGUAAGUAGUUG